AUGGCUCACCACAGCUCUACGUAUCUCUCGCUGUCCAUGAUUGCGGUUCCUGCUCUCCUCGUCGUCCUUCGUUUGCUCGCCUCAUUUCCAUUACCACCAGAGCCCGUGGCGGUUUACCCAUCCUUGGCAUCUUUACCUAAGGACUCGCACUCUUGGCUCAUCUAUCCCGAAAAUUUCUAUGAGGGUGGCAACUACGUCAAUUUUCCUUUCGGACGGGUCAGAUAUUGGCUACUUGGCCCAGAAGAGGGCCAGAAGAUUGUCUUAAUACACGGACUCUCCGUACCUUCAAUUAUUUGGAAGGACGUUGCACCCACACUCGCUGCGAAGGGCUUUCGGAUUCUUAUUUAUGAUUUGUACGGCCGUGGUUACUCCGAUGCUCCAUAUCUGCCCUACUCUGCUGGGUUAUAUACAACACAGCUCGCUUUAUUAAUGCAACACGUUCGAUGGGAACGAGCACAUAUCGUCGGGCUAUCGAUGGGAGGAGGCAUCGCAAGCUCCUUCGCUGCUAAUUUUCCCAACUUGACAACUAGCAAAAUUGCGCUCAUCGCAGCAACCGGAUUAAUGGAGAGUUCAGAUCUGUCGCGUACAAGCAGAGUCAUGUCAUCACCUCCUGUUCAAUACGUUGCGUCAACGUCCGUCGUCCGCUUUCUUCUGCAAAGAUUAGGAGCUGGCGAACCAUCCUCAAAUCCGAUACACGAGAUCGUUCAGAUUCAGUCCGCAUAUCUACCCGGAUACAAUUAUGCAAUUGCAUCCUCGCUACGUGACGGCCCUCUGCGCGGGCUACGUUCGUCAUUCAGCACGCUCACUGACCUCAAAAAGGACCUUCUCUUGAUUUGGGGGACGUCCGACAACACUGUGCCAUAUCGUUACACUGCGAUGAUCCAAGAGCUUGUUCCUAACUCCAAACUCCUCACUGUUGAAGGUGGUCAUCAUGAUCUAACGCUGUCUCAUCCUAAACUUGUCACAGAGGCGCUCGUUGACUUCUUCCGCUCUAAAAAAUAA
This is a messenger RNA of Fomitiporia mediterranea MF3/22, 1002 nucleotides long. RefSeq names its product alpha/beta-hydrolase. The coding region runs from base 1 to 1002 and encodes 333 amino acids. Lineage: Eukaryota; Fungi; Basidiomycota; Agaricomycetes; Hymenochaetales; Hymenochaetaceae. The transcript is spliced from 9 exons. The record is from RefSeq and is a predicted model, not a curated record.